Chlorella variabilis is the source of this 603-nucleotide messenger RNA. RefSeq lists its product as hypothetical. The transcript is spliced from 5 exons. NCBI's taxonomy places the organism in Eukaryota, Viridiplantae, Chlorophyta, Trebouxiophyceae, Chlorellales, Chlorellaceae. The coding region runs from base 1 to 603 and encodes 200 amino acids. The record is from RefSeq and is a predicted model, not a curated record.
AUGGAGCGCGCCCUCUCACACUCCCUGGCCAGCUGCAGCAGCAGCAGCCUCUGUCGUCCGCCCACCAGCCAGCGGCCGCGCCUGCUGGCGCCUGUGGGCGGGCUGGUGCGGGCACCCAUUCGGGUCCAGGCGGUGGCCGGCCUGAGCCGCGGCACGGCCGACCUGUUGGGUAACCACAGCCUGAACGCACCCAGCGAGGAGGAGCUCAACUCACCGGUGUCUCUGGUCCACUCUCCAGAGGAGUUUCAGGCCCUGAUGGCAGCCAACAAGGACAAGAUGGUGGUCCUCAUGUGCAAGGCCACACACUGCCGCCCUUGCAAGCUGUUUGCCCGUAAGUACGCCGCCGCCGCCGCCCAGUACUCUGACGCGCUGUUCACCGAGAUCUACGGUGACGAGACCAAGGCGACGCGGCAGAUGAUGAUCGACAUGAAGGUGCGGGUGACCCCCACCUUUGCCAUCUUCCGCGGCGGCGAGAAGGUGCACAGCCACGGCGGCAUCAACGAGACCAACCUGCACAGGUACAUCUCCAAGUACCUCCAGGAAGGCGAGGCGGGCUUCGGGACCUUCACCGAGGCGCAGCUGGGAGAGCCGGCCCAGGCCUAG